AAAAAAUAGAAUUUAACAUUUCGGCCAUGGCCACGUCUUGCUCUGUUCUGUGCGACAAAGAACAGGCCAGCGCUGAGGCGAACUGCAGCGGAUUCACAAUGAGAAUUUAUUCAAGGGAUACUGUGUGGCUGAAUAUGUUAACUACACAAGAUGGACGGAGACAGCUCAACCACCGACGCCUCCCAGCUGGGCAUCACCGGAGAGUACAUGCCUUCCAGUCACUAUGUUCUCCAGUCUCAAGAUGAUGAUGGAGAGGAGAAUCUAAACGACCAUGAAGAUGGUGGCAUCAAGGAGAACUACAGGGAGCAGGACAUUUAUCUUCCUAUUGCCAACGUGGCUCGCAUCAUGAAGAACGCUGUUCCUCAGACUGGAAAGAUUGCAAAAGAUGCCAAAGAGUGUGUGCAGGAGUGCGUGAGCGAGUUCAUCAGCUUCAUCACGUCUGAGGCGAGCGAACGCUGCCACCAGGAGAAGAGGAAGACCAUCAACGGGGAGGACAUCCUGUUCGCCAUGUCCACUCUGGGCUUCGACAUGUAUGUGGAUCCACUGAAGCUCUACCUGCAGAAGUUCAGAGAGGCGAUGAAGGGGGAGAAGGGGAUGCCCGGGGUGGCGGUGGGUGAGAGUCUGGGUGAGGAGCUCACAGACGACAGCUUCACAAAUCCACUGCCGGCUGGGAUUAUCACAGCAGAUGGUCAGCAGCAGAACGUCAUGGUGUACACCACCACCUCAUAUCAACAGAUUCCCACUGUACAGCAGAUCCAGUUCUCAUGACGAGGCCCUACUUUGGGCCCAAACACAGCGGCUCCACACGGGGCCCUCACUAGCCGGAUGACCUCUGACCCCGCCACGGGGUGAAGGUCAUUAGACGGACAGGAAGGAGGGGCAUCUGCAGAAACCCUCAUGUACAGAGAAAUCACUACCUGUUCAGUAGAAAGUAUAGUUUCUAGUUGUGAGGUACCAAAUGUUUUGGAGAGCUUCCAAAGCAGCUGGGUAAUUCAAAGCUUUAUUUUAAAGGCUAGUCUUCUUACAGUACCUGAUUUAGUGGUGGAAAUCUGUUUGUGCGUGUGUUAAUGUGUUUGCUUUUAUGCAUUUUUUUUUUCUUUUAGGGUGUGGGUUGGGUAGAGGAGGAGUAAGGGGAAGUGUUGCAUCGAAUGCUUAUUUUUGAACACCUUCUCUGUUUAAAUUAAGAGAAGCCACGUUGUUACUGUCAUGUUAGAUCAUGCAGCUCUUUUGUAAGUUCACACAGUUUACCAUGUGCUAUAACGUUAUGGAAAUCCUUUGAAUAAAAAUUCAAACGUGA
Amphiprion ocellaris (clown anemonefish) is the source of this 1297-nucleotide messenger RNA. RefSeq names its product nuclear transcription factor Y, beta a (gene nfyba). Lineage: Eukaryota; Metazoa; Chordata; Actinopteri; Pomacentridae. Gene Ontology annotation, molecular function: protein heterodimerization activity; DNA-binding transcription activator activity, RNA polymerase II-specific; RNA polymerase II cis-regulatory region sequence-specific DNA binding. The coding region runs from base 151 to 768 and encodes 205 amino acids. Gene Ontology annotation, cellular component: CCAAT-binding factor complex; nucleus. Gene Ontology annotation, biological process: regulation of transcription by RNA polymerase II. The record is from RefSeq and is a predicted model, not a curated record. The transcript is spliced from 7 exons.